GCUUUCAUUCCCGCAAACUACUUCGAUGAAGGCAUCUCAUCCCAUAGCAGAAUAGUCCGCAUGCUGCCAUUCCGCCGCAACGCAUUUGUGACAUUGCACCGCGCCCAGGCCACUGAUUUGAAGGCGUUUGAGUGGCUGCUGAAAUACGCUUCUACCGAGACGUGGUACGAGAAGCCCAGCAACGCCGUUUUGAAGCGGAUGAAACACGCAGAGCUCGCGGGGAACCCGGCAGACGAGCUCCCAGUGAGUAGCGCAAGGGCGACCGAGAUGCAGACUCCCAAAGUGUGGAUGUCGGCUGCUCUCACUACGCCUGCUGACGACGACGUGAGCGAGUGUAGUGCCGAGCACGCUGCUGAAAAUAUCGCUCUCUCCUUUCCCCAGACUUGCCAGCAGUGCACGGAUGCAAAGUCCGAAGCCCUUGAGGCCACAGACUUGGUGUACUGUCUUGUAUUCAGCAGCUUACAGGCCCACGACUACAUUGCUCCUUCCGGUGGCUCGAGCAACAGCGUACGCCCGAUCUAUAUGCUUGCCAAGUGCGGGAGCAGGGAGGCGGCUGUUGCUGAGAUCUUCCAUACUACUGGGCUCAAUGGUUGGAGUCUGGUGUUCAGCUGCGUCAUGAGGGCUGACGAAAGUAUCGAGGAAAGAGGCGGAAAGUUCAGAAGGGUGGACAAUCUGUGGAUACUUGCUGACGGCGACGAUGACGAGGAAUCCGUCAAAAUCUUCUACUAA
Didymella exigua CBS 183.55 is the source of this 729-nucleotide messenger RNA. RefSeq lists its product as uncharacterized. The annotation marks the transcript as partial. NCBI's taxonomy places the organism in Eukaryota, Fungi, Ascomycota, Dothideomycetes, Pleosporales, Didymellaceae. The record is from RefSeq and is a predicted model, not a curated record. The transcript has a single exon.